Molecule: messenger RNA, 936 nt
Organism: Dibothriocephalus latus
Lineage: Eukaryota; Metazoa; Platyhelminthes; Cestoda; Diphyllobothriidea; Diphyllobothriidae
Source: the annotation of a GenBank genome assembly
AUGUUCUCGUGGCGCGGUGCUCCAAGCCCGUCAUCUAGCCGGCUUCUUACAGCUUCUAAGCCGUUGAGAGAGACCCAAAACAGUCCUCACAGGGCUACUAUAGCUCCCAAGUCUGAGAUGAAUAAGCCGCAGGUCAACGGAACGGCCAGCUGGUAUAACCACAAGGAGUUCCUUCGUUGUGUUGCCUUAAUGGAACUGCCCCGCCUGACGGCUCACACGGCUUGUAUAACUGACCUCUGCACAAACCUCCUACAGCUCGACCGUCAAUUAUCACUGUUUAAAGAAACUGAAAGCUCUUUUGAGCAGCAAUUAAGUGGAUAUAUGCGAAUCAGGCUCCUCUUCUACAUCGGGGUUUUUCUUCUUCGUGUCCACAAGAAGAAACGAAAUGACCGGUUUCGGAAUGCCUCAUUCGCUUACUUUCGGCUGUGUGCUUUAGAGGAAGUUCAACGUGUUAGCAACGUAAAUUUCCUGAACAACCACUUCUGGGAAUCUGCUUACACUGAAAGCAUUUGCUUGAAACUCCAGGCAGCAAGCAUUGCUCAUAAUUCAGUUCAGCUGAUGAGCUCCUCUCAAAACACUGAUACGUGCUCCCAUCUUCCCAGCGAAAAGUCCUUGCCGCCUUGGAAAGCCGUACUGUCCUCUGUGCUUGCAGAAUGUAAUCUCGAGAAUGCAGAAAAACCAUUCAGCUAUGUUAUGGACAGCAGCUUUGUGAAUAAAGCGAUGUACGAACAAUCUGUGCAGCAAGAAUAUGUCGAAGGAAUUUUUAAAGAACUGCUAUUGCGGAAUCCCGAGGAUCUGAACAUAAUUAUUUGGUUUUUGCUGCAGUCAACGGACAGCUGUCCUUCCGAUCUGCAGGAUGGCGCCUUCCCCGAGGACCGCUUAAUACUCCUUAGUCUCAGUAAGUGCAAAAUUUCCAGCAUAAACCUGUUUGACUAA